AUGGGGAUAUUAAAUGGUGAAUCACACCAUAUGCUUAGGAUAUCGAAUGGUUUGAAUCACCAUAUACUAAGGAUAUUGAAUCAUUUGAAUGGUGCAGUGAGUCCGCACGGUUCACCUGCCAGCACUGCUUCAAUGACCUGGCUCUAUUUGAAACCCCACGAAAUAAUCUCAGUCUCUCACUUGACCACCUGUCUUUCACAAAUCUCGCGGAGAGCGGCACGAGAACCUACAAUGAGUAAAAAUACAGUAGGGAAGAAUACGGAGAAGGACAAGAACAAGAAGUGGGAGGUAGCAUACACGGCUCGAAUGAGGCAGAUUGUGCCUGGUCUCUUCCUUGGAAAUGUCGAGGCAUCAUACAAAUGGGAAAUGCUUCAAAAAGUCGAAUCAACGCAUUUGUCUCUCUUACUGAUGCCCGGUGGGUGUGGUGGAACACUACUACAAGAGAGGCAGGCAUCCCAGCACAUCGUCACAAAUGGAUGGCAUCUCCCGUUCUUUCGUCGUUGUCCUCCUUGGUCAUCGAGCACAAACACGACACGAAUGAUGAGCCAUGCAGAGCACCUCCGGAGGCCAUAUUAA
Molecule: messenger RNA, 576 nt
Organism: Aspergillus fumigatus Af293
Lineage: Eukaryota; Fungi; Ascomycota; Eurotiomycetes; Eurotiales; Aspergillaceae
Exons: 2
Coding region: 1-576 (191 amino acids)
Source: RefSeq, a predicted model, not a curated record